GACGUGGAGAAGGAGAAGCUCCUUCUUUCCUUCAAGGCAGUGGCAGGAGGAGACACUGAGGGACCGCCUAAACCCAAGUUUGACUUUGAGGUUGGGAAGAAAGUGGAGGUUAAGGUGGUGAGUAAAGUCCUUACCGGUCUGGAGGUGUCCAUUCUGCCAGAGGAGACCACCGCCUUGCUACCCAUGAUGCACCUCUCCGACCACGUGUCCAACUGCCUACUGCUGUGGGAGGGGCUGCAAGAGGGUGACAUCAUCUCCAACAUUGUCUGCCUCAGCAAGAACAAACAGAAUAUUACCCUGACUAAAAAGCCCACUGUGAAGUCAUUCCUGGAGGAGGGGGGUGUGGUGGCUAAGGAGUUCUCUGACAUCACAGUUGGGGUGCAGCUGAUUGGCUGGGUCAAGAACAUCAUGCCCUACGGAGUGUUUGUGGAGUUCCCCUAUGGCCUGGUUGGCCUGGCCCCUAAAGCGGCCAUAAGUGACAAGUUCGUCAGCGACACGGCGGCUCACUUCCAGCUGGGCCAUACGGUGGUUGCCAGGGUGACCAACUUGGACGAGGAGAAGCACAGGUUCCUGGUCAGUCUCAAGGUGUCAGAGGUCACCUCCCCUGAGAGAGACGGCCAGGCCAGGCUGAUCCGAGGCCUGCAGGAGAGGAAGGCCGUGAUGGAGAUGAUGGCCAACAGAGGUGACUCUGACCUACUCCAGCAGCUGUCUGCGGUGACCAUAGGCCAGAAGAUGAAGAUGAGCGUAGACGAGGUGAGGGAGGAUGGGAGUGUCACCUUCAAGUCAGACGAACUCAGCGCAGCCACCGUACUGGCCACCAAGGACCAUGCGCCGGGUAAGUUGGCGACGGGACAGAAGUGCAUGCCGGUAAUCCUCCACGUUGACCUCGUGACCUCUCAAGUCUACGUGUCCCUCUUGACGAAACUGACCGGCAAGAGGCAAGAGGUGGAGGCAGGGUCCACACACACUGCCACUGUGCAUCACGUCGACGCCUGCGAGGAACUAAGGGCUCCCCCUAGUGUCCUGGGAACUCGCCCGACCGAACGCAAGAGAUUAAUCUCCGACUCCAAGGGGUCGAAGGGCACGUAUCGCUACGGCGACGUGGUCAAGGGGAAGGUGAAGAAAGUGAAGCCUACGUGUGUGCUGGUGACGCUAGAGGACGGGAGCACGGGGUGCGUGCACGUGUCCGAGAUACAGGAAGUGGUGUGCGUGGGAACAUUCCCCACGUCCCUCCUCAAGAUAGGAAGUGAGGUCACAGCCCGGGUCAUCGGAGGACGGGAGGGCAACAGUCACAGGUUCUUGCCGUUCUCCCAUCGCAACUUCACUUACUUCCAUGAUGCCAAACACCCAGAGAAGCUGUUCAAGCUGGGCCAGGCGGAUCCCAACCUGGGUCUGCUGGUGAAGCUGCCAUUCAGCGCCAUGGGAACGGUUGCCAUGGAGGACCUGGCCGACAAAUAUAAGCGAAAACCUCUGGAGCGGUACAGCAAGGGCCAGUGCUGCAUUGUAGGAGAGGCGAAUGGCAAAUGGCAGUUGUCCCUCCGCUCUUCGAGGACGGACCCAGAGAAGGCCUCGGUAGUCAAGGACCCCGAGAUUGUGUCUCUAGAAGACCUGUCAGAGGGGCAGAUCGUCAGAGGCUAUAUGAGGACUGUCAAUGCACAUGGAGUCUUUCAUCGACAAGAAAACGGUCUGGUGGAUCUGUCUCUGCUCCAAGAGGACACUGGGAAACCAGACGUGCUCCCAGAAUCCCUGGGGCUGCACCUGCGCCUGACAGGAGAGGCCAAGGAGAAGCGUGACGCCACCAAGAAGAGGAAACGCACAGAGUCGGAGAGCAAACAGGGAACUGCAGAAAAUGUUUCGAAGAAGACGAAGAAGACGAAGAAGGGGAAGAAGGGUAAAGGGGAGGACAGCGACAGCGGAGUGGAGGUGUACUUCAGAGAAGAAGAGGAGGAAAAUAAGUUGGAGGUAGAGAAGCCCGUCCCAGUGCAGCCAGCCAGACUGCAGGUGACCGGAGGGUUCUCCUGGUGUAGCGCUGAGCGGCCUGAAACCAGCAUCCGCUGCCCUGGGGGGGAGGACAACGAGGUGAAUACCAAGCCCCAGAAGAAGUCUCACCAUGAGCAGGAGGUGGAGAAGCGGGAGGCUGAGAAGGCCCUGACCAAGCUGGAGACGGAGCUGAUGGACCCAGGCCUGCGACCCCAGACGGCGGCUAGCUUUGAGCGCCUGCUACUAGGCUCCCCUAACAGCUCUCUGCUCUGGCUGCAAUUCAUGGCCUUCCACCUGCAGGCCACACAGAUAGAACAGGCUAGAGCGGUGGCUGAGAGGGCUCUGAAGACUAUCUCCUUCAGAGAAGAGCAGGAGAAGCUGAAUGUGUGGGUGGCUCUGUUGAACCUUGAGAACCUGUAUGGGACAGAGGAGAGUCUUCAGAAGGUGUUUGAGCGAGCCGUGCAGUAUUGUGAACCCAUGCCCGUCUACCAGCAGCUGGCUGACAUCUACGCCAAGUGUCAGAAGACUAAGGAGGCGGAAGGUCUGUACAAGACCAUGGUGAAGCGGUUCCGUCAGGAGAAGGCUGUGUGGCUGAGCUACGGGACCUUCCUGCUUCAGCAGGGUCAGAGUGACGCGGCCAGCGCCCUGCUACAGAGGGCCAUCAAGAGCCUGCCUAACAAAGACAAUGUGGAUCUGAUAGCGAAGUUUGCCCAGCUGGAGUUCCGCUACGGAGACGUAGAGCGAGGAAAGACCAUGUUGGACAGGAUCCUGACCAGCUACCCCAAACGCACCGACCUGUGGUCCGUCUUCAUAGACCUCAUGGUCAAACACGGCUCCCAGAAGGAAGUCCGGGCUGUGUUUGACCGUGUGAUCCACCUGAGUGUGGCGGUGAAGAGGAUCAAGUUCUUCUUCAAGCGUUACCUGGAGUAUGAGAAGAAGAACGGCACGCCAGAGAGCAUCCAGGCUGUCAAGGAGAAGGCUCUGGAGUACGUGGAGUCUAAAGGGACAGAGGCCGCCAGAUAGAGAGACACACACACACGUCAUAUUUUGGGGAUUUUCCAACAGCUGUUGUGCAACUGUGGGAAAAGAAGCAAAUUGGCAAGGAGCUCAAGGGGAAGCCUGACCUGAGUGUCAUAACAGCCUCGACACACACACACACACACACAGAUGUAGCCACACAGAUACAUACCCUGCUGUUGGAUAUUCAGAGAAGACAUUUGUUAAUUGCUUGAGAGCUUUCAAAUGGUGACAUGUCACACAUGAUAUGGACUUGGAAAUGUGGGAGGUCAUUCUACCUGGUCGUUUUAACCCAUUUUGCAUAAAUAGCAUAAU
Messenger RNA from Salvelinus namaycush (lake trout), 3312 nucleotides. Its product is annotated as protein RRP5 homolog. The record is from RefSeq and is a predicted model, not a curated record. Lineage: Eukaryota; Metazoa; Chordata; Actinopteri; Salmoniformes; Salmonidae. Gene Ontology annotation, molecular function: protein binding; RNA binding. Gene Ontology annotation, biological process: rRNA processing. Gene Ontology annotation, cellular component: nucleolus; nucleus; small-subunit processome.